Molecule: messenger RNA, 3408 nt
Organism: Pleuronectes platessa (European plaice)
Lineage: Eukaryota; Metazoa; Chordata; Actinopteri; Pleuronectiformes; Pleuronectidae
Gene: qrfprb
Product: pyroglutamylated RFamide peptide receptor b
Exons: 6
Coding region: 1-1320 (439 amino acids)
Biological process (GO): G protein-coupled receptor signaling pathway
Cellular component (GO): membrane
Molecular function (GO): peptide binding; neuropeptide Y receptor activity
Source: RefSeq, a predicted model, not a curated record
AUGGCAGCGGCCUCCACAGACUCCGGCCAGGGCGCCACCAAGAUCACCCCCGAAGCGCUGCAGGAGAUGCUGCGCUACUAUAACCUGAGCCGCCGGGAGUUCAUCAACACCUACAACAUCCAGCCGCUCGUCUACAUCCCCGAGUUGCCGUACAGCGCCAAGACCACCUUCGUGAUCAUGUACGCGGUGAUCUUCGUGCUGGCGCUCGCGGGGAACACGCUGGUCAUCUACAUAGUGGUGAAGAAACGUGCGAUCCACACGGCGACGGAUAUCUUCAUCUGCUCCCUGGCGGUCAGCGACCUGCUCAUCACUUUCUUCUGCGUCCCUUUCACCCUGCUGCAGAACAUCUCCUCGGAGUGGUUCGGAGGGGUUCUGGUUUGCAAGACGGUUCCCUUUGUACAGACUACAGCCAUAGUGACCGGCAUCCUCACAAUGACCUGCAUUGCCAUUGAGAGAUACCAGGGCAUUGUCUUUCCCCUGAAGAUGAGGAGGCAGCUCUCGUCCAAACGAGCAUACAAGAUGCUAGGAAUCGUAUGGAUUGCCUCGGUGAUCGUGGGCUCACCAAUGCUGUUUGUGCAGCAGCUAGAGGUGAAGUACGACUUCUUGUACGACCAUUACCACGUGUGCUGUCAGGAGAGUUGGCACUCUGUGACCCACCGGCAGACGUACACCACCUUCAUCAUGGUGGCUCUGUUCCUGCUCCCCUUGGCCGCCAUGCUGUUCCUCUACACGCGCAUCGGGAUCGAGCUGUGGAUCCGCAACAGGGUGGGCGACUCCUCGGUCCUCAACACCAUGAACCACAGGGAGAUCAGCAAGAUCUCUAGGAAAAAGAAAAGAGCGGCCAAAAUGAUGAUCACCAUCGUCCUGUUGUUCACGAUUUGCUGGGCACCGUUCCACACGGUCCACAUGCUGUUUGAGUACUAUGACCUGGAGAAGAAAUACGACGGAGUCACCAUCAGCAUGAUCAUCGCUGUGGUUCAGGCCAUCGGGUUCUUCAACAGCUUCAACAAUCCCAUUGUGUACGCCUUCAUGAACGAGAACUUCAAGAAGAGCUGCAUCUCCACCCUCUCCCAGUGCGUCAGGAAGCACAACCAGCAGGGCGGCGCCGUGGUGGCUCCUAAAGUCAGCGUGAAGUUCGUCAAACCCCAAAGCAGGGAGGCGUUCGCAGAUUCGCAGGCAGGACACAGCUCGAACCAGACCUCCAAGGACAAAGGCCCCUCGAAUGCACUGCACAGAGACCGCGCCCUGGAAGUGAUAGUAGAAAAGAUCUCCACCGUCCAAACUGAGCUGCCUGCCAACAGCUCCUCCCAGGUCAAAUGAGGAGGACGUGGCUUCGAAAGCGCACAAUUUUCAGCUGUUGAGCUCCACAAUCCUUCUCUGCUGUCGGUUCACCUGCACAGGACAGUCUCACCGUUGUGGUUCAAACACACACACAAAAAAUUGCACCAGCUUGAAAGCACAUCUCUGCAGCACCAGAGAUUGUUCUGUUAUUAUUCUGGUCAGGCAACAGAGGAGCAGAGGAAAUGAUGGCAUUCUGAGGAGAGGUGGUUUCACUCUGAGAACGUCCCUGGCAGCAGUGAGGAGCAGCGGUCACCCACCGGAACACCGGGGGGGGGGGGGGGAACCGUGUCAUGAAUUCAAAUCAGUGGAGGUUUCUAUUAUCUGCAGGAAGCUCCGUCUCACUUGGUGAACAUUUAAUAUAGUGGAGGAGGGAACUGUGUUCAUUGUUAUUCCAAAUCUGCAAAACCGCUUUUUCCCCACGUCAGUAUAACAGAGCAAACUGUUUAGAAAUGAUAACAAAGAAGCACAGCCAUGGUUUCAGAAGCAAAGGAGAUAAAUAUGGAUGAAACCUCUGAAUGUUUUGCUACUAGAUUUGCAUUUGUUCAAAUUGUAGACUUUGUUUAUGUGCCCUUUUCCCACAAACACAAUGGUGCUUUACACUAUGAACCACGUUCUAAGCACUUCUCUAUCACCCAUCCAGCCUGUUCACAUACUGACAGAAAAGCCCCAGGACACUACCCACGACAUGCAGAGUGGAGGAGCCGGGGAUCGAACCACUGACUCACCGAUUUAAACGACAACCUGCUCUACCACCUGACUCAAAGCCCCGAGUUCAAAUCAGAUAUUCAGCACCACAGAGUUGGACGUGUGGGUCGGUGCAAUGCUGCGGGCGUUUUACCAGACCCUGUAGUGAGGAAGGAGAUAAGCCGCGAGGCAAAGCUUUCAAUUUACCGAUUGAUCCACGUUCCAAACCCUCACCAGGGUUCACGAGCUGUGGGUGGUGAACGAAAGAACGAAUUAAAAAAUUUUUUUAAAAAAGUGGCCGAAAUUAGCCUUAAAGAUAGAGUGAGGAGUUUACAAAUCCAGAGGGAGUUCGAAAUAGAACCGCUGCUCUUUCAUGUCGAAACACAAAGACAAGAAGCGGAAGACAACGGAUGGAUGAAUGGAAUCAGCUCAAUUCAGGGUCGAUCAGUACAAACCUUUAUUUCAAUGAUGACAAUCUUUCUUUGCUCUUGAAAUCCUCUGAGCUGCCGGAACUCCGACCUGAUGAUGAAACCACUGUUAUUGAAACAAACUCUGCCUUGUACUUUGGUUUCAUCCAACAGCUGUGAUGAAUUAAUGAUUCAUGUAUGUGACGUUAUAUCAACAGUUUUUAAGAAGGUUCAUGUUUUACCAUAUUAUUGUUCAGACUUUUGCAGAACAAACUCGACAUGACAAAGCUUGACAGUGGCUGUUAUGACGUUACAAUACAAAAACCUAAUUUAAUUCUGACAGUUUACAUCAGUUCAUACUGAUUUAUAGGAUUUAUAAUAGAUAUCAUUUAUAGAUCUGAACCUUUAAAUGUGGCUUCUGGUGUCACAUGUAAACACACAGGGAGCAAACCCGGUUUGAUUUGAAUGUGUUAACGAUGCUGUGGAAUGGUUUUGUGUCGAUGUCUUAGACAGUUUAGUGAAUGUUAUCGUUUUUUUUCGUCAUAACGUUUAUUAAAUGCUCCUGUAAUGACGUGUUUGGUAAUGACGGAGUGGAUUUUACCCACAGGCCUGUGCAGGUCGCAAUGAAUGUAUAAAAAUGUUCCGAGUGCAUAUCUCAGAGAUUGUGCGUACAUGUAUAUUUUGCGCCCCAAAAUCUUGAUACAUUCAAUUUUACAUGAAAUAAAGACAUCUAUUUAUUUGUAUCUAUCUAUAAACCAAAAUUGUAUUUUCAUUAAAGGUUUGCAUUCAAAUGGGGCCUUUUAAAAGUUACAGAUUUUUCAACUAAAUUUUUUUAUGAGGAAAGAACUAUACGAUGGUUAAGGAUAAGUUGAUGCUUUACUUUUUAUUCUCUGAAAAAUGUCAAUUUUUUUGGUCUAUUCUUAUUGAUCAUUUUAAACAGCUAAAAGUGACUCUUACUACUGAAUUAAUAUUUCCA